Messenger RNA from Aspergillus versicolor CBS 583.65, 3417 nucleotides. Its product is annotated as magnesium transporter CorA family protein. The transcript has 5 exons. Gene Ontology annotation, molecular function: calcium channel activity; magnesium ion transmembrane transporter activity. Gene Ontology annotation, biological process: calcium ion import across plasma membrane; magnesium ion transmembrane transport; intracellular magnesium ion homeostasis. The record is from RefSeq and is a predicted model, not a curated record. The coding region runs from base 1 to 3417 and encodes 1138 amino acids. Gene Ontology annotation, cellular component: plasma membrane. NCBI's taxonomy places the organism in Eukaryota, Fungi, Ascomycota, Eurotiomycetes, Eurotiales, Aspergillaceae.
AUGUCCGAGUCUGGCAAGUCUGAGAAGUAUAUGGAUCUGACUAGGUUCAGCACUCCGGUGCCUGAACUGGAUGAUCAUCGUUUUCAUUUAGAAAACCAGCCACGCAUUGAAGCGACUCCCGACAUGGCCCUGAGCCGUCAAAACACUGCCCCGCAAGGAAUAACCGAGAUAACCCAACGACCGGACCUUCUGCAAGCUCAAGAUGCCUAUCGAGAUACAGGCCCGUUUUCGCGGGACUUUGAGCAGGCAAUAAUGGAUGAUGAUCGAUCUGCGAAUGAUUUGAAUGCUAUUGGGCGCCGCUUUUCUGUCGAUCCCGCCGGAAAUGCUCGCCAUGUUCGGACGUACAGUCGCACACAUCAAGACAUUGGAAACAGGUCGCGAAAGAGUUCAGUUUCGGCCAGGUCGUCCUCGCCUCCCAAUUCGGUUGAUGCAUUCGCAGACCCCCGUCGCCGAGAGCGCGCAAACACCCUAGAAAGCCACGGAGCCCCAGAUCUGGAGGCCAUUCUCCAGCGUACAGUCUCUGGUGGUACCAGACGACCAACUUUUAGCAAUGCUAGCGUUAUUCGACCCCAGCCAGGUGACAUACAGCUGGAUGUUACGGAAGAUACAUGUGUGCCUCCAUUUGAAGAGCCCGGAAGGAUUCCUGUUAUUGACUACGAAGAAUUGGAGGAAUUCGUAGCCUUGAAUCAGAAGUCGAAGCCUUCAAUCAGCCGACGGAAACAUAGCUUGAGCUCACAAGGGAGAUAUUCGCGGGUGUUUGAAGACCUUCGCCCAGCCGCCGGAACUGCGAGUGAAGCUGAUGAGAAACGCUCCUCCAGUGGGGAACUAUCUCUUGAGGACUCGAUGCCACCCAAAUUCAAUGAAAAGAUUUUUGAUAACGCAAACGAGAAGGGUCUGCUAGACAAAUUGAAGAAUGCAAAUGAGCCGACUCGCUUUGGCUUCUUCUCUUCGGAGUCGCAGAGCACCGUACACGCGGCGGAACUGGGGGACCUGGUCCUUCCGGGGGACACUUUCAGAGAUCUCUUUCAACUUGGACCAGACGGUGGUGUUUGGUGGCUCGAUGUUUUGAACCCAACUGAGGCUGAAGUGAGCGCGCUUUCAAGGGCGUUCUCCAUUCACCCUUUGACGACCGAAGAUAUUCUAACACAGGAAUCGCGUGAAAAAGUCGAGCUUUUCAAACAGUACUAUUUUGUCUGUUUCCGGACAUUCUACCAACUUGAGAAGGACAGUGAACGAUUCAUGGAGCCAGUGAAUUUCUAUAUGGUCGUGUUCCGCGACGGCGUUCUAUCUUUCUCAUUUACGGAGAAUCCCCACGCUGCCAAUGUCCGAAGGAGAAUUGGAAAGCUCCGUGACUACGUGUCGCUCAGCAGCGAUUGGAUCUGUUAUGCCAUGAUCUUUGGCCCCGCGAUUCGGGAAAUCGAAGUUGAAACCGAAGCAAUUGAAGACCUUGUAUUUAUUGCGCGCAUGGAUGACUUUGAGUCAUUCUUACCCCGCAUUGGCAAUUUACGGAAGAAAGUCAUGAGCCUGAUGCGGCUCCUGGGUGGUAAAGCUGAUGUUAUUCGCGGGUUCUCGAAGCGUUGCAACGAGCAAUAUUCAGUAACACCUCGCGGUGAUAUUGGGCUUUACUUGGGUGACAUUCAAGAUCACGUUGUGACCAUGAUGUCCAAUCUGGCCCAUUUUGAGAAGAUGCUCAGUCGAUCUCAUACUAAUUAUUUAGCUCAGUUGAACGUGACAAACCUGGUCCUGGGGAACCAUGCCAACAAAGUCCUGAGCAAGGUGACGCUUAUUGCAACAAUACUAGUCCCGAUGAACCUCAUCUGUGGCUUGUUUGGAAUGAAUGUCCACGUACCCGGACAAGACGUGCCAGGAUACGGAUGGUUUUUCGGCAUUGUUGGGGUCCUUGCUGCAGUUGUUGUCAUCAAUGAUACACCUGCUGGAUUUCCGUAUGCCCUUGGCUCGUUCAACGGCUUGCUCAUAGAUCAUGGGGAGGAUGAGAUGGGGAAGACAUCGAAAUUGGAUCUCGUCAGUCGGGCUCCUAAAGACGCAGCACUGGAACCCCUUACGAACAAUAAAUUCGAGGCACAUGAAAUUAGCAUGGGCGCAAGUCAGCGAUGGUAUUUUCCAGUGAACUCUGCGGCGAGCGACGGCGCUGACAAUGCGCGCAAUGAUCAGAGCAAAACUACGAAAGUCUACAUAUCCGUCACUAUAUGCAGGCAACCCAUUCCUAAGGAGUCGAUAUCUGAUACUGGGCAGGUUCCGGAUCCGCUGGAGGUACAUGUUUCGGAAAAGGAUAGUGAACAACGGAAAUCUCAAAACUUUGCGGAAGGGCAUAUGAGCACGACUCUACUCACCAAGUCCGAUGUGUACAUUGACAUACAGGCCCCGAAAUCUUCGUCUUUCAUUGGAUCCUAUUCCUAUCAAGUGGCGGUGUCCACAGAUGACUUCUUCCACAAAUUUAAUGACCACGUUGCGCUUCAGUCCGACACGGGCUCGACAACGGCCCUGCUCUAUACCGAAGAAUUUGCAAAGGUCGACACGGCCAACUACACCGUGUUCGUCAUAAACGCGGAUAAAGCUGAUUUUUCUGGCCUGUCACAGUCCUACUGCGCCCUUGAGCGAGCUGGCAAAAUGGCCAAUGUCGAAACAAGCUCCACCAAAACUAGGGAGCAAUUCUCCAUCACGGGCCUAAAUCGUAGCUCGAACUACAUGGGCGUCCUAGCGACGAGUAACACCACUAAGUUUGGGAGUGGGAUUGUCGGCGGGGGCGGGACGGUCUGGAAGGCCGAACAGUUCAAGACAAAAGCAAAUGGCAAUUGCGAAAUAAUUCACAAAUUAGGCUUUUGCUCCAACACUGCCCAAGCAGUUCCUUACAACCCAGCAAUGAGCUUAUCGGAAACCCGGAAACAAUAUGAUGACAACGCAGAAAAGCUGUAUAAAAACUUCACCUACUCUCUUCAACAAAUUCAAUGCAACACAACCAGUGAAACCAAUUUUUCCAUGGCUGUCAACUGCGCGGGUUGCGCAGAUGCCUAUAAAGCAUGGCUCUGUGCCGUAACUAUCCCCGAAUGUGACGAUUACAGCGCUUCGAACUCCGAACCAAACAACGGCUCCUUGAUCCGCAACAUCAAACAACCAUUCCCCAAUGGCACACACAUCAUCGAGGCGUUCGACCCACCUCUUAUACAAGGCCCUCGGAGUAGUUUCAUUAAUGAGACUAUUAAACCCGGUCCCUACAGUGAGAAACUUCCAAGCCUUAGAUUAUGCCAUACACUAGUGCGGCAAUGCCCUAUGACGUUGCAGUUUUCAUGUCCAGACGGCGAUCGGGCAAAAUGCCCAACCCUUCGCCUUGGAGGAUCAUACGGUCAUAAUGUUGACCUUCAGCCAAAUAUUCUCGUCCACGUAUGGUAUAGAAAAUAG